AUCCCCAGUGGCUCCAUCAAGGCCCGGCAAUCUCAUUAGUGUAGCGUCAGAGAAGAGAGACAUAAUCCGCUCACCAGGAGGGGGAUAAAUUCCUAGGCCACAGUUCUGUUGACCCAGGCCAGCUAACGGGAACCUGUGGCUCCCUGAGACCUGUCCAGUGCUUGCCUGCAUGAGGAGUCCAGCCCAGCCUGACCGAGUCCAGAAGCUAAGGGUCACUGCUGUGUCUCUGCCACCCUCACCAUGAACCUGGAGCCACCCAAGGCCGAGAUCCGGUCAGCCACACGGGUUAUAGGAGGACCGGUCACCCCCAGGAAAGGACCACCUAAGUUCAAGCAACGGCAAACCAGGCAGUUCAAGAGCAAGCCCCCCAAGAAGGGCGUCCAAGGGUUUGGGGAUGACAUCCCUGGAAUGGAAGGCCUGGGAACAGACAUCACUGUCAUCUGCCCUUGGGAGGCCUUCAACCACCUGGAGCUGCAUGAGCUGGCCCAGUACGGCAUCAUUUAGUCAAUCUCUGUGGAAGAGGCCUGAUGAAGAUCCACUCUACCCCACCACCCUCUGUAAGCCCUGUCCAGGACCCCUUCCCAAACCCAAGCCUGAGUCCCUAGCUAGGUUGCCCCUGGCCUCCGGGUGGGACAACUUCACACCCUGACACCAGCUACCAAGAGCCCCCCAGCCUCCUGCAGGAUGCUCUGCUGACCCUGAAGUCACUGCUCAGGAGGAAGAAGGGAGGGGGGAACCUGACCCUCUUGUAGCUGGAAUGCAGGAAUGGACUCUCCAAUAAUGUUUCCCUGAACUGCCUACUGUCAUGAGAAUGUUCCUCUGCCCUGCAGCCCUUCCGGAUGGGUGUCUUGGAUUGGGACACUGUCCUGGGGUGACGUGGCGAGAGACACUGAGGCUGUUCCCCCCAUUAUGCCAGCCUUCCCUACAUACUCUGUCCCUUGUCCCUAUUUCAAAAUAAAAUUAGCGUGCCCUUG
Molecule: messenger RNA, 974 nt
Organism: Mesocricetus auratus (golden hamster)
Lineage: Eukaryota; Metazoa; Chordata; Mammalia; Rodentia; Cricetidae
Gene: Pde6g
Product: phosphodiesterase 6G
Exons: 4
Coding region: 241-504 (87 amino acids)
Biological process (GO): positive regulation of G protein-coupled receptor signaling pathway; visual perception; positive regulation of epidermal growth factor receptor signaling pathway
Cellular component (GO): photoreceptor outer segment membrane
Molecular function (GO): 3',5'-cyclic-nucleotide phosphodiesterase activity; cGMP binding
Source: RefSeq, a predicted model, not a curated record